Schistocerca nitens (vagrant locust) is the source of this 6307-nucleotide messenger RNA. Its product is annotated as F-box/WD repeat-containing protein 9-like. NCBI's taxonomy places the organism in Eukaryota, Metazoa, Arthropoda, Insecta, Orthoptera, Acrididae. The transcript is spliced from 9 exons. Bases 634 to 1872 code for a protein of 412 amino acids. Gene Ontology annotation, molecular function: protein binding. Gene Ontology annotation, cellular component: preribosome, large subunit precursor. The record is from RefSeq and is a predicted model, not a curated record.
UAGUUAUGUAUUUAAUUUCCUUAUUGAGUAGCGGUAUCUAAUGAAUGAGGACUUCGCUGUGAUCACUAUUGCACUUCCAAAGCCAUCCGCUGAACACUCAAUAAACGUUUUACACUUAUUUAACAGAAAAUAGUAUUGUAUCUACUAGAGAAGCGUCGAUCCCUUUACGUCUGUAGUUUAAGCUAAUUACUAAAGAAGUGGUGAAUAUGCUAUUAAAUACUGAUCCUUUACGAAACCAACCUAGUGCCGUGUGUUCGCAUUUUUCAACAGGUUUUGACGCCGCAACUAAAUGGAAUAACAUAAAUUUUGCGUUUAAUCGGAGGACUUCCCAUGUAAGGAAGUCUGUCAAUUAAUGUCAUUUGAAAGCAACGUUUGAAGUCAGUUGUUACGUUAUUUCUUUGUUGAUCUAUAAAAAAUGUGAUUGGCUGAGUGGCGUUUACUUGACGUACGGUUGAAACAGUUGUUAUAGCAAUACCCGCUUUGGCACUUAGGUGAGCGUAACCCAUUUGCGAUCUGGUGUAACAUUGAUUACACUUGUGAAUGGUACCUUUCAUGGGCAUCGUAGAAAGCGUAACGCCUACAAGAAUUUAGAGUGACAGGGCGACUUGCAAUCAGAAUUGUACAACAGCCAGCAUGAGCAGCGAGUCUGAAGAAGUGCAGCCGAGUAAAGAUGUUGAGGAGAAACUUCAAAUAUUACACCUACCAACAGAGAUUCUUUUAAAAAUAUUCUCUUUCUUGGACGCCAAGUUCCUCGUAUCAUCAGUGAGCUUAGUAUGUAGACAAUUUCAUGCUAUAUUGGUUGAUCCAAACAUGUGGAAGUAUCGAGUGAAGAAAAGGAUGAAAUAUAGCUAUCCUGCAAUUGGUAAUGAGGAUGCUAUUGACUGGCAACGUGCAUGUGUUUCACUGGAAUCUGAACGUUUCUACUGGACCCAUCGACAUGAAACAAUGCUGCAGUUGGAACCUGCGGAUUAUGUACAUAUUGCUGCUGUUGACUCAGUUGCUCUGAUUCAUGGUGGACAGCUAUGUGUCUCUGGGUCGAGAGACAGGAGCUUGGCACUAUGGGAUCUUACGUCAACUGGAUCUGUAAAUGGCUACCUGCGACAGGAUGCUCAUUCUGGAUGGAUCUGGGCCCUGCUUCCUGAUGCAAAAGAGCCUGGAACAUUGUAUUCUUGUUCCUGGGACUACACUGUCAAGUGCUGGGACGUACACAGAGUACUAGAGCAGCGGUCAUCUACUGCGUUGAAGGCAGCCGUUCUCUCAUUAACACAGAUCACUCAUUCGUCAGUGUUGGCCUGUGGCCAGUAUACAGGUCAUGUGGCGUUGGUAGAUACCAGAUGUUCUGGAGAUGGACCUGCAUCUCUGCUGCGGCCCCAUCAUCGUGCUGCUCUCGGGUUAGCUUCUUGGGGCGAGAAUGUUCUCGUCUCUGCCAGUGAAGAGGGUCGUUUAGUUACCACUGAUCUCCGCAGUCCUGACAGCCCCCUCGCCCAACUUAUAUUGUCUGAAUGUUUUCCAGAGUCCAGCCAAAUCAAGUCUUACCCAACAUGCCUUUCAGUGCGAGGAAAUUCCUUGUAUGCUGGAGAUUCAAAAGGCUAUGUGUGGCUGUUUGAUGCUACUGGUGGACAACUGAAACUAGUUCAGAGCUUAGAUGUGGAACAUGGAGGCCAAGUAACAGCAGUUCAGCAGCAUGAAGGUGUUGUUCUGACUGCAUCAACAGAUACUACUCUCAGAGCUUUUGCACCAUCUUGCCCUUUGGAACAGCUUUCAUUAAUACGGACUUCAGGGCAAGUGACAGGGUUUGACUAUUUAAAUGGCGUUUUAGUUACGGGAAGCACCAACUGCAAGGUGGAGAUAUACACUCCACGGAAACGCUGACAUAGGGGGCAGCUCUGGCGGGAGGCAUUCCUACACUUGGGUGGAUCUGGUGAUGAUACGCCUUCAAGGCUCUCACAUUUCGUGACCCGGUGCUUCUCUUGUUGAGGACUAAUAAAUGUGCUUUGUCUGUUUAUGGCCAAUGUUGCUGUAGAUCCACGUGCUAGUAUUCGCCUUUGGUUUGCCUUAUUUACCUCGUACGUAACUGUAGAAUUGUUAACAUGUUUAUGCUUUCACAGUAAUUUUCAGGAUAGCCUUAAAAUAAUACUUUUUUUAAAAUUAUUUAUUCAGAGAAGUGUAAUUCGUUGUUUAUAAUUCAGUGUCGCUGUGAAAUGUGUCUUUUAUAAAAGAAAGAGUGCUUCCUAAACAGGGAAAACUGAAGAAUGUUUAUAGUACUAACAAUCAGAUGAUUGUAAAACAAUUAACAGAACUAUUUAAAAAUAUUACUUUAUGUUUUCUCUCUGUGUGUGUGUGUGUGUGUGUGUGUGUGAGAGAGAGAGAGAGAGAGAGAGAGAGAGAGAGAGAGAGAGAGAUUUUCUAUAAAAAUUCUUUCCGAUUAGCAUACAUAUCUGUUUUUAUAUUUAUUUAUGGAAUGGUGAUCUCUCAGUUGAAAGCAUUAGUUGUUUUAAUCAUUGGGGCCCAUAAUUUGUUCCUCUUUCAUAAAGUUACAUUUUUAAAGUUCAAUUGAACAAAAUGUGUGCCUCUUAGAACAGAUGUGCAUUUUGAAAUUACUCAGAGUGCAGUACACCCAAUGUGUCUUUGUUUUAUAUUUUGUGUUCCUUCUGUAUAGAGGAAAGUAAUUCACUUUGAAAAAAGUUAUAAACGUGGAUGAAAAUGAAAAGUGGCUGACAGUCUACCACACAUCAGCAUGGAUAGUUGCCAUGUUACUGAUUCUCUGUUACCAAAGUGCACAAUGUGACUGUAGCGGCAACAGUUGUGUAACUCUAUACUGAAUAUAGCUAUACAUUCCCAGUUAACAUUAGAUACUGAUAUCAGGUUGCAGGAUUAUAACGAUGUUAUCACUUUCCUGCCCACUGUCAUCCUGUAAAGAUAAACAACCACACAAUGAAUGUGAAUUAGAACAGUUAACAUUACUGAUUCUAAUUGACUGCUCUAACAGCCACCAGAAGUAGCAGAGUGAUAUUAAAAAUCGUUAGCAGAACAGAAAAUGUGACCUGGCUCAUUUCCUUAUUAUGUGUCACCUUAGUAACUCUACUGUAAACAUGUAGCUGCCAGACACUUGGCUAUACUGAACAGUUAUAACUAGUCUUCUGGUUUUUAUUUGCCAAGAGUGCACAGAUAAACUGAUAUGCUUUCUUCACAACCACAGCAAGAUGCCACAAUGCUGCCCUCAUUGCCAGAUGCGCACACAACUUGAUUGGGCUAUCCCUAAGUUUUAACAUACAUUGCAUUUUUUAUUGACAAGAAGUAACCGUUAUACGCCGUGUGUUUGGUAAAUUGGAGACAUUUCUCCCUUCCUUCAUUUUGUAUUUAACAGCUGUACUUGUCUAAAGGCCAAGGCACAAUAUUUUAUGAAAUAUGCAAUAAUCUAUAGUGAGUGUUUAUUUUGUUAUAUUUUGUGCCUGAAAUGAGGGAAAUGUUUUAUAGAAGUAAUACAUUGCUUGUAAGAGGGGAAAAAUUGUUGGAAUGUAUUUCCACUUUACUGAUGACUUACAGGUGGAAAUAAUUGAUUGAUCUGUGGUUGGAAGACCAAUUGUUGGUUUGUGUUGAAGGGAAAAGUCAAUUAAGAAAACUUGAAAUUAAUAGGAAAUUGAAAAUUACUUUCAGGGGUUGGAAGAUGUAUUAUUAGCACUAUUAAAAGCACUUAAAGUAGCAAAUAAUUAUGCUUGUUUUCAGAACUUCCAAGUGCUUUCUUCAUGGAGGAAAGAGGGAUUGAUUGGACAAGGGUGAAGCAUAAUCCACGUUUUUGUAACUUGUAUGUUCCUUUGUUCUUCUGAGAGAGAAAAGGAAAGAUUGAAGUAGGUUGCAAAGAAAGGGGAAAGGGGGAAAAGAGAGGCUGAGUAUGGUGGGGUGGGGGGGACAGGUAACUCAAACUCUAGGGAGAGAGGGACUCAUCUGUUGUGAGGAUGAGGAAGCAAAGAUAAAGCUUGAUUUCCAAAGACACAUUCACUGUACAGCUUUUUAAAUGGGGAUGACCACCACCAAACUCGCCAAAUGCAUUAUUGGGCAUAAGAAAACUAUCUGUCUUGAGUCACCCAGUAUUUAGCUGACCAGCUUGCCCUACAGGAUGAUUCAACAACCCUGAAUGCCUUUUGUACCACAGGAACAUAUGAUUCCUCCACCAUCCUAGACUCAGCCACUUGUAACAAGAUUCUUUUCCCCCUCUUCCUAUUGAGUGGCUGAGAAGUUUAUUUUCAUUUUUUCUCAUCCCACUCCCUCCUCCUACUGUCCCCCUUUUCUUUCCCCUUUCUUCUAUCGCAUAAUUACAUUAUUCUUUAUAGUCUGUCUGAAAACUGAACAGCAAACAGUGCUUGUUGUGGGGGAAGUGGCCGUCCUGGAAGAUUGUAACAACUGCCAUACAGGAUAACUAAGAAUCAAUUUCUUAUGUCACAAUGCAGUACAACAUGCUGUGAUUUAUGUCUAUUCUUUUCUUGUAUUAGUUACUAAAUUCAGUAUAGUGUUAAUGCCUUUAGUGGAAAAUAUACGCUCGCAGGGCGUGUGUGCACACUGCAUCACCACCAGUUCAAAAGCAGACUGUGGAAGAUCGGUAUAACCUUAUGGAACAUCCUGUAGGUGCUUCAUUUUAUGUAACUGGGUAGAGAGAGUGGAGACCUAUGUGCUGGCUCUACAGUUUGCAGACAGAAUAUACCACCACUUAAUUUUCUCAGCAUCUUUGAAUCCGUCUUUACUGUGCACUCUGUCCCUUCUGUCAUUUCCAAAUUGAAGAAAUCUCAGUGCUUACAUUUAUCUGACCUUCCAUUGUGUCUCUCCUUGGCAUCUAAUCCUGGGAUCUGAGUGACAUUCCUGCCCUUUCCUACUUUCCCAUACCACAAAUAUCUCAUUCCUCCACGGAGUAGUUAGAAAAACUGAGAUUACUGUUAAGUAUUUUUAUCGGUAGUUCUAGUUGUUUCAUCUCCUGAAGUUAAAUUACGGCCAGCUCUUCUACCUCCUUGUGAUUUUAUAGUUUCUUCCAGUGAAUUUUCCUUUUGAUACAAUCAGGUGAAGUCUAUGAAAGACAGUUUAGCAUCAUAAUUUGAACUGCAGUGGGAGUAGAAGCUUAAAUAUGACAGCAAUCGUAGAAGCAAUUAAUUGCCAGGGCAAUGCAAUCUGUAUUAAUUGCACAUUUGCAUCUGCUUCAGACAUUAUAUGAUUUCAUAAUUUAAAUUUAUACAGUAUCAUACAUUUCAUCUCAGCUUUUUUCCUUUUUCUUGCUUUCUUUUUCUUUAAUAUAAUGGUACUAAUCUGCAUGAAAUUACUUACAAUCAGAAUCUUUUGAUUAUAAUGGAUAACUUGAUACAUUGCUGAGCAGUUACAAAUAUUGAUACUUACAGCUAUAGCAUUGCAUGCAAUAAAUGACUUUUCACUGGUGUGAGAAAUGGUUAUCAGAAAAAUUAAUAUUUUAAAACAUAUACCAUUGCAUACCAGAAGAAAAUUUUGGAAAUAAAAUUUAAAAACUAAGGCUUAUAAUGUAACGACAACUAUACUUCACCAUUGGCAGUGUCCACAAAGCCUUUAUAAUGUUUCAGUUUCUUUUUCUUCUUCUUCUUCUUCUCUUGUAGAUGAUUUUUGCUUUGAACUGCCCCAUCAGGAAUUAAUUUAAAUGGCAGAUUCACAUUUGUAACUAUGCUGAAGUAUCAUUAAGAUAAAUUCUCAGUGAGCACUUUAUACAUAUAUAUAUUUUUUUUUUACUAUGACUACGUAGCACAACAGUUUCGUUUACAGACUUUUUUAAAAAAUGUAUAUUAUGAGAGGAGAUGUCAUUGUGUUGUAAUCAUUCUCUGUGACUGAAUUUCAUGUGUAACAAUACAAGAACAUACACGAAAGAAGGGGGCAUUAGCUCACUCAAAAAGACUGAUUGAAAAGUCAUAUGUAUUUGUAUUUUCAAAGUAUUGAGUAUUUGUAAAAAAAAAGAUAAUUCCUAUUUAUUUUUGUCACUGUUAAUGUUUAUCAACAACUUAUUAGGCACAUGACGUGUUAUAGUUUUCUUUGAAUACAAAUACAUGAAUAAUACUAACAUAAGAAAAUUCAUAAAUGUUUUGAGACCUCAUUUGUGUGAAUACAGUUGGUUGUAUGUAUUUGUGUGUACUAUUUGAGCCAGUAUGCCAAAUGCGAUAUCUUCUAAAUAUGCGUGCCAUAGUCUUGUUGUAGUCUUUGCAUUGGGCCUUUGUGAUAGGGCAGCUGUAAAUACGUUUGUUGCUGAAGAACACAGAAGUCACUAUGGUAUUAAUAAAAACAUGCAGAUAUGUUGAACUCUUAA